UCGUCUGCGGUUUCCAGGGAAUCCUUUUCUGUGAUCAGAAAAUUUUGCAGGUAUCGUUGGUUUGUUCAGAAAUUGACUGAAUUCGAACGCUCUGGAAUGGCGAAAAUAUUCCCAUCGGACUGGGAAAUGGGCAGACGACUUACACUUGAAUACUGCAAUAUGACAAGGGAAAUGUUGGAGAGAAUGAUGCGUCGAAGACGCGCUGAAUUGGAAUUCAAAGUUUUAGCGCAUGCUAUUAAUCACACGAUUAUGUUCGAAAGUUUAUUAUGCAAACGGUUUCCAGCUAAGGAAGGAUUCAAUUUUGAUAAGAUAAUCUGGCGUGUAUUUGACAAUUAUAUGGAUGUGUUGGUCGUUGCUCAGAAGAAGAAUCUUGACAAUUUCAUCGAAGGUUGCAUAACGAAGAUACGGAACGGCACUGAACGACCCACAAGAGAGUCCGCACCGAGCGCAUAUCCACUGCCGUCAUCAGCUGAUAUGUUUCUGUUGUUGAAGAAAAUCAUCGCGGAAUCGUCAAAACUCAGUUCCAAUCCUAGCGCGCUUCUUAAGUUUGUUUUU
Anisakis simplex (herring worm) is the source of this 555-nucleotide messenger RNA. Lineage: Eukaryota; Metazoa; Nematoda; Chromadorea; Rhabditida; Anisakidae. The record is from the annotation of a GenBank genome assembly.